Messenger RNA from Angiostrongylus costaricensis, 393 nucleotides. The record is from the annotation of a GenBank genome assembly. Lineage: Eukaryota; Metazoa; Nematoda; Chromadorea; Rhabditida; Metastrongylidae.
AUUAAUUUAAUGCGUAUAGGUUCAUCUGCGAUUCCAAUGAACCACGAUGGACAUGUUAUUAAACCUGUCAGUGGCAUGGACCCCUCAUCAUUUACAGAAUGGCAUUCUCCAUUGUUGUCUGGAUAUAUCAGUUCACCUUCACCCACAAUGGCGGCAGGUUCACGAAGUUCGAUGAGUGGCUGUGGCGGUGGUGAAGACGAGUCGACCAGAAAGCGACAAGUGCGAUUACUGAAGAAUCGCGAAGCCGCUAAAGAGUGUCGUCGCAAGAAAAAGGAAUAUGUGAAAUGUCUAGAGAGCAGGGUUGCCGUGUUAGAGAAUCAGAACAAGGCCUUGAUUGAGGAGUUGAAAACUCUGAAGGAACUCUAUUGUCGAAAAGAGAAGACCGAUACGUAA